Messenger RNA from Hylaeus volcanicus, 1537 nucleotides. Its product is annotated as odorant receptor 46a-like. Gene Ontology annotation, molecular function: odorant binding; olfactory receptor activity. Gene Ontology annotation, biological process: detection of chemical stimulus involved in sensory perception of smell; sensory perception of smell. NCBI's taxonomy places the organism in Eukaryota, Metazoa, Arthropoda, Insecta, Hymenoptera, Colletidae. Gene Ontology annotation, cellular component: plasma membrane. The transcript has 4 exons. Bases 189 to 1241 code for a protein of 350 amino acids. The record is from RefSeq and is a predicted model, not a curated record.
CGAGAAGGGUGUCUGGUCUCCACAAAAGAAGCACAAUACAUUUUCUACAAAUGCUUUGUCGCGCAGACUAUCGAGUUUUUUAAAGCACUACAAGAACGUUUCGACAAUCGAAUCUUUUCAAGACUGAAAGAUUGAAUAAACAAAAAAUAAAUAAAAACUGAGAUUUGAAAGUGAAAAGUUUAGGAAAGAUGCGUCUCAUGCGAUGGAUAUUUCGAAUCCUAGUGGUGUGUGGCUGCUGGCGGCCGUCGUCUUGGACGACGCCGUUAAAAAUGUUCCUGUACACCGUGUACAGAACCGUCAUCUUGCUACUGGUUUACACCGUGACGUUUCUUCAAUUCAUGGACAUAGUGCUGAACGUUCGAAAUCAGGACGAGUUCAGCGAUAAUUUCUAUAUGUUGCUGGCGAUGAUUGUUUCUUGUCACAAACUCUACAGCUUGCUGAAGAGUCGCGACAGCAUCCGUGCUUUGAUCAGCAUCCUCGAAAAGGAGCCUUUUCUACCGGGGAACGCCGAGGAAAUUGGGAUUCGGACGAGAUUCGACAAAAGAGCCGAAUCGAUUACCCUUCUGUACGCGGGUCUGGUCGAGGUAACAGUGCUCUCUAUCUCGUGCGCUGCGCUGCUGACAUCCGAUAACAUAGAGCUACCCUAUCGAAUGUGGCUACCUUGCAACUGUUCAUCAACGUACUCGAUGAGCCUCACUUAUACUCAACAAGUUCUAGCAUUGACAGCUGGAUCGUUGUUGCACGUUGCCUGCGACGGUUUGAUCUGCGGUCUGUUGACCCACACGUACAGCCAGAUGGAGAUACUCGGAUGUCGUCUGAAAACGAUUAAAAGAGGCGAGAAUGAAUUCGCUAGUAUGAUAAACACAGAGUUUCGAAUGGUAAUUUUCGUUCAAUUCGCGGUGAGUACCUUAGAGGUGUGCUUCAACCUGUACCUCUUAACGACUAUGAAAAGCGCCAACGCUCAGUAUGUGAAAAUAAUACUGUAUACUUCUUCCAUGCUGACGCAGAUUUUCGUUUAUUGUUGGCACGGGGACGAAGUUAAGUCGAAGAGCCUCGACAUUUCUAACAUGAUUUUUCGAACUGACUGGACGUUCCUCGACAAGAACGCCAAAAGAGUUCUCUUGAUGAUCAUGAGACGCGCGUCAGUGCCCAUCGAAUUUACCAGUAUGCACAUCGCGCAUAUGAAUCUUGAAACUUUCGUGAGCGUUAGUAUACAUAAUUUUUCAUCGAGAAAAGAAUAAAUAUAAAUUUACUUGAUAUAUACAGUACUUUGAUUGAAAAGGGAAGGGACUAUGUGCGACUGAACGCUGCAAUUCACUGGAAACUUUUCUAAUGAAAGAUGUAUUCCUCUUCUAAAAAAAUGGUCAAAAAAUUAGUCAACAGAGUACACCUGUAAGAUAUGUUUAUUUCAGGUACUUAAAACUUCUUACUCGGCGUACAAUGUUCUCCAACGAGGUCGGGGGUAGCUGAACGAACCGUGGCAGUUUUCAACCGUUAGAAAAUCGAGAAGAGGAAGACAAGAUGAAAAAGAUGUCGA